GCCAACAUUGGCGAAGUGAAUUAAUUCGCGUGGACAUUUGUGGUGUGCUUUUGGUAGGAAAAUCCACGCGAUGAGUGAGGAAAACGUGAAAAAGUUGGACGAAUUGUGUUUAUCUGAGGGAAAAGAGGCAAAGGCAUGAAAUAUUUCACGCUAUAGACACUUUCAGAGUAGCUAUUUUCAAUGGGUUUAUUGCAAAUUGCUAAGAUAUUCAAUAGAGAAAAAUUUACUCAAUUGCGUCAUCUACGGCAAUUUUCCUCUCUGGCUGGAAAGAUGAAGAAAGACAAGAAAGGCGCCGAUUCCGGGAAGGAGAAGGCCCGUAAGGAGAUGACGCCUCCUCCGGAGUUCAUUCAGCAUCGCCUGAACAUGUGGGAUUCGCUGAAGGCCAAGUACUUGGAGGAAUUGGCGGCAAAGCCAAAGGAUGCGAUUGAAAUUACCCUUCCGGAUGGAAAGAUUGUCAGCGGACAGUCAUGGCAAACCACUCCCUAUGACGUUGCGGUGGGCAUAAGCAAGGGAUUGGCGGACAAUUGUGUGAUCUCGAAGGUGAACGAUGUGCUCUGGGACUUGGAUCGGCCGCUAGAGCAAAAUUGCAAGCUACAGCUACUGAAGUUUGAUGACCCCGAGGCUCAGGCUGUGUUCUGGCACAGCUCAGCGCACAUCCUGGGCGAAGCUAUGGAGAGAAUCUAUGGCGGACACCUGUGCUACGGUCCUCCAAUUGAGAAUGGCUUCUACUACGACAUGUUCAUUGAUGGCGAUGGUGUCUCGAACAGCGAAUACUCUGUGCUGGAAACCCUGGCAAAGCAGAUUGUGAAGGAGAAGCAGCCGUUUGAGCGUCUGGAGAUGAAAAAGGAAGAUCUGCUGAAGAUGUUUGAGUACAAUGAGUUCAAAAUGAGGAUUCUCAAUGAGAAAGUCACCACAGACACUACAACAGUGUAUCGCUGUGGCCCAUUGAUUGAUCUCUGCCGUGGGCCUCAUGUUCGCAACACGGGCAAGAUAAAGGCCAUGAAGGUGACGAAGAACUCUUCGACUUACUGGGAGGGAAACAGUGAGGCGGAGACUUUGCAACGCGUGUACGGGAUAUCGUUUCCCGAUCCCAAGCAACUUAAGGAAUGGGAGAAGAUCCAGGAAGAGGCCGCGAAGAGAGAUCACAGGAAAUUGGGUCGUGAGCAGGAGCUGUUCUUCUUCCACGAGCUUUCGCCCGGAUCGUGCUUCUUUCAGCCACGCGGUGCCCACAUUUACAACACGCUGGUGAGCUUCAUUCGCGGGGAGUACAGAAAGCGGGGCUUUCAGGAGGUGAUCUCGCCCAACAUGUACAACGCAAAGUUGUGGCAAGUCUCGGGACAUUGGCAACACUAUGCCGAGAACAUGUUCUCAUUCGAUGUGGAGAAGGAAAAGUUCGCGCUGAAGCCCAUGAAUUGUCCAGGACAUUGUCUCAUGUUCGACAACCGCAAUCGAUCUUGGAGGGAAUUGCCACUGCGCAUGGCGGAUUUCGGUGUGCUGCAUAGAAACGAACUCUCCGGAGCUCUCACUGGAUUGACUCGAGUGCGGAGAUUCCAGCAAGACGACGCUCACAUCUUCUGUGCUCAUGAGCACAUCAAGGAUGAGAUGACGGGAUGUUUGGAUUUCCUGGACAGCGUGUACAAAGUCUUUGGCUUCUCCUACAAUCUCGUGCUGUCCACCAGACCUGAGAAGUUCUUGGGUGAUCUUGAGAUGUGGAACGAGGCGGAGAAAUCCCUGGAAGAGGCUUUAAAUAAGUUUGGAGCUCCAUGGAAGAUCAAUGCUGGCGAUGGCGCUUUCUAUGGACCCAAGAUCGAUAUUACCAUUCACGACGCCCUCAAGCGACCGUUCCAAUGCGGCACGAUCCAGUUGGACUUCCAGCUUCCAAUUCGAUUCAAUUUGUCGUUUGUGUCAGCUUCAGGAGAGACGAAGCGACCAGUGAUGAUCCAUCGCGCCAUCCUGGGAUCUGUGGAGCGAAUGAUUGCCAUCCUCACGGAGAACUACGCUGGAAAGUGGCCGUUCUGGCUGUCACCACGGCAAGUGAUGGUGGUUCCCGUCGGACCGCCCUUCAACGACUACGCUGACAGCGUCCGGAAGCGACUGUACGAAGUGGGCUUCAUGGCUGAGAGUGAUCUCGACGAUGGUGACACGAUGAACAAGAAGAUUCGCAACGCCCAGCUUGCUCAGUUCAAUUUCAUCUUGGUUGUUGGAGAGAAGGAGAAAUCGUCAAACACUGUGAACAUUCGCACACGAGACAACAAAGUGCACGGAGAAUUGGGCGUUGAGGAGCUCAUUGUGAAGUUAAAAAAGAUUCAGGAUGAGUACAUAAUCGGAGAGGAUAACUUUUAAGUUUCUUACCAAGUUUUCUGGCAAAGUGAGUAGCAUUUUCAACUCAACCGUAUUCUUAUAUUUAUGACAUGUACGAAGAAAUCUUUCAAACUCCUGGCUUUGCUAUACAAUUAUUAAAAUCCACAAUAAACUCACUUUAAAGGCCUU
Messenger RNA from Phlebotomus argentipes, 2490 nucleotides. It is a transcript of the gene ThrRS, whose product is annotated as threonine--tRNA ligase 1, cytoplasmic. Gene Ontology annotation, biological process: threonyl-tRNA aminoacylation. Lineage: Eukaryota; Metazoa; Arthropoda; Insecta; Diptera; Psychodidae. Gene Ontology annotation, cellular component: cytoplasm. Bases 181 to 2343 code for a protein of 720 amino acids. The record is from RefSeq and is a predicted model, not a curated record. Gene Ontology annotation, molecular function: threonine-tRNA ligase activity; ATP binding. The transcript is spliced from 4 exons.